UGGUUUUCACCACUCGCCCCGGGGAACCUGGUGGUCCAAAGGGAUCUCCAGGUUGGGGUGGUGCGGUAGGAAGAACCGCAAGCAGCCAGGAGGGUCGGUCUGUGACUUCUCCCCGAAACGUGCAAGGAGCGCGCUCUGGGGGGAAAACCGGACUCCACCGGCUUCCGACGACAAGCUUGCGACGGAGAGUCGGAGUCCCGAAGGACAGGUGAGGACGAGUGAGCGGACCAAAGGGAAGGACAGCCCGGGGUCACCAACCAGACCGCCAUGGCCGCGCCCGCCCGCCGACUGUGCCAUAUCGCCUUCCACGUGCCCGCAGGGCAGCCUCUGGCCAGGGACCUGCAGCGCCUCUUCGGCUUCCAGCCCUGGGCGGCGCGGGAGGCCGGCGGCUGGCGGCAGCUCGCCCUGCGCAGCGGCGACGCGGUCUUUUUGGUGAAUGAGGGCGCGGGGCCCCGGGAGCCGCUCUACGGCCUGGACCCGCGUCACGCCGUGCCCAGCGCCACCAACCUGUGCUUUGAUGUGGCGGACGCGGGUGCAGCCGCCCGGGCGCUGGCGGCAAAGGGCAGCUGCGUGCUGGUGCCUCCUGUUCGUGUGCAGGAUGCACUGGGUGCUGCCACCUACACCGUGGUCCGCUCGCCCGCAGGCAACCUCAGCCUGACGCUGCUGGAGCGCACCGACUACCGCGGACCCUUCCUGCCGGGUUUCCGCCCUCUGUCCUCCAAAACCGGCCCGGGAUGGUUCAGCCACGUGGACCACCUGACCCUGGCCUGCACCCGCGGCAGCUCCCCUACACUGGUGCGCUGGUUCCACGACUGUCUAGGCUUUCACCACCUGCCACUGAGCCCAGGUGAGGAUCCGGAGCUGGGCUUCGAGGUGACAGCGGGGUCUGGACAAGGGGGGCUGAGGCUCACUGCCCUGCAGACCCGGCCAUGCAGUGCUGUCCCCACCCUUGUGCUGGCCGAGUCCCUGCCGGGGGCCGCCAGAGGACUGGACCAGGUGCAGCAGUUCCUGGCCCAGCACAGAGGACCAGGCCUGCAGCACGUGGGACUGUACACACCAAACAUCAUAGAAGCCACUGAAGGGGUGACUUUGGCUGGGGGCCGGCUCCUGACUCCUCCAAAGGCCUACUACCAGCAGCCCGGCAAGGAAAGUCAGAUCCGAGCUGCAGGCCAUGAGCCCAACCAGCUGGCCCUGCAGGGAAUUCUGCUAGACGGCGAGAAAGGCAAGUUUUUGCUUCAGGUCUUCACCAAGUCGCUCUUUGCAGAGGACACCUUCUUCCUGGAGCUGAUUCAGAGGCAGGGGGCCACAGGCUUUGGCCAGGGCAACAUCCGGGCCUUGUGGCAGUCCGUGGAGGAGCAAGCUGCCAGGGACUGAGGAAGCUGAGGAAGCCAGAGCUGGCAGCCACCUGUCCUGGAGGUCUGGGGAGUUCAGCCCAGGGCCUGGUGGAAUAAGGCUAUGUCCCUAGGGGCCAGGUGUGGCCUCCAUUUCAUCAGUACCUGCCAGAAGUUGAAUCUCUCACUGGGGUCCAAAGAAGUUUGUUUUUAACUAUAAAACACUUUUUACAGUCUAUAUCUAAAUAAAGAAUACAGGAGUGUAACUCCUUUAGGAAAUGGAACAUAACCAACACUCUUGAAGACUUUUAUGUCCUUCUCUGACCUCAUUUCCCUUUACCCACUCCCAAUUUUAGGAUUAUUAACCCCUUGCUUUUCUGUAUUGAUUCACUACAUAUGUAAUUGAUCCCUAAAUAAAUGAUUUCUUAUUUGAGGUA
Messenger RNA from Myotis lucifugus (little brown bat), 1768 nucleotides. It is a transcript of the gene HPDL, whose product is annotated as 4-hydroxyphenylpyruvate dioxygenase like. Gene Ontology annotation, molecular function: 4-hydroxyphenylpyruvate dioxygenase activity. Gene Ontology annotation, biological process: aromatic amino acid metabolic process. The coding region runs from base 268 to 1374 and encodes 368 amino acids. The transcript has a single exon. The record is from RefSeq and is a predicted model, not a curated record. NCBI's taxonomy places the organism in Eukaryota, Metazoa, Chordata, Mammalia, Chiroptera, Vespertilionidae.